AUGGACCCGCCCCCUGUGGUUGCGGGCUCUGGGGGCAACCCGGCUUGCUGGCAUGGCAUGUUCUCCUUCGACUACUGCUGCAACCCCAAGUUUGGAGUUGAGGGUAACCCAGAGUGCUGGGAUGGCCACUACAGCUUCAGCCACUGCUGCCACGAGUCGUUUCAUGCGGCUUCGCCCCCAGAGUGCUGGACCGAAGCCCGGAGGCGACUGGAGACCUCGGAGGACCCCUUCGCCAAGCACCCGGUGCUCCGGGACCCAGCGAAUCUGGCGGUGUUCUGCUGCCACGCCUCCCCUCUCAGCUCGGACGCCUGCUGGGGUGCCAAGGAGCCGGGUGGCUCCCCGAUCCUGCUCGACGCAAGUACCGGCGAGCCCCUGGGCUUCACGCGGCGCCACGUGGACUGCUGCUUCCCGGAACUGCAGAGGUUGGCCCGGGACGCGCCCGCGGGAUGGAUGGCAAAGCAGCUUGAUGUCGACUUCUGGAGAUGGGAGCACCAGGCGCCCAUCGACGGGUCGGCGCUCGAUGCCUUCGAGGCCGAGAUGGAGGCUGCGGGUCGCGGAGCCGAGUUGUGCCGAUUUCGUGUGCGGAGCCAUGGCAUCCACCACUGCGACUUCAAUCGGUCCAGGUACGUGUCCCUGCUCCAUGCGGUGAGGGCCGCUCUUCACAUCCUUCACAUCAUGUUCGGCUUGCCUGAGCUCGAUUUUUUCAUACACACUGGCGAAUGCUUUGGCAUCGGCGCGUUGCCCGAAGUCAACCUCACUGUGCCAGUGCUUGCGCAAGCCCAGCUUGAAGGCAUCGGUGGGAUUCUCAUGCCGUGGUGGGCGUUCAUGCAAAUUGAUUGGAUGCGCCGCUACAGGGACAGGUUGCAGCAAGCAUCGUCGAAGACGGCAUGGCGCGAGCGCCAAGGCGUUCUGUUUUGGCGCGGAUCGGACACGGGAUGUUUACACAGCCGGCAGGAGAAUCGUUCGGAAUGCGCCGUGUGGGAUGCGAGCACUUGGCCACUCUUUCCACGGUCCAAGCUGGUUCUUGCGUCAUCACUAUUUCCUAGCCGGGUGGAUGCUUUGUUCACCAAGGAUACCGUGCACAAGGAGUGCCAGGAUGUGUACGACUCCAGCGGGCUGCGAAUUGAGCAGAUCGUUCCGCCUGAAGUGCACGUGCGUUAUAAGUAUCUGGCAUACAUUGAUGGCACUUCAUUCUCAGAUCGCUUGUAUUGGCUUCUGCUGACGGACUCUGUGGUUUUGCGUGCCGAGUCCCGCAUUCGUGUAUGGCUUGAUCAGGGCCUGCAGGCCUGGAAGCAUUACAUACCAGUUCGUGAAGACCUAGCGGAUCUGCUGGACAAGCUUGAUUGGGCCAAAGAUAAUGAUCAUCGAAGUGCCGAGAUUGCUGCCGAAGCUGCGGCAUUUGCGAAGACCCAUCUGACACUGGAGGGGAGCUUGUUCUACUUGUACCAGGUUCUUCGGAGAUUGCCUGGUGUGAUCAAGCUGUCGCCCGACGAGCUUGCACGUGAUCCUCCCAAAAUCUCUUUUGUGCCAAGUGCACAAUCCGAUUUGCAGGAUGGUAGCACCUUGGACUGCUGGGCAUUGGGGUUCACGCCAGAGUUCUGCUGCGACCAGGACCAGUUCGGCCCGGGCGGCAAUGAUGCAUGUUGGGAUGGCCCGUAUACGUUCGAGGCAUGCUGCACAGCACCCAGACUCUAA
Molecule: messenger RNA, 1695 nt
Organism: Symbiodinium natans
Lineage: Eukaryota; Dinophyceae; Suessiales; Symbiodiniaceae
Source: the annotation of a GenBank genome assembly